AUGGAAUUACAAAAUUAAUUACGAUCUUACUUAAGUUCAUAUGAAACUUAUCCCUAUGUCCGAGAUAUCAAGUUGAGAGUUCUUUAUGGUGAUAAAUCGCAUAUCAAACUUGUUCAAUAAUGUUUGGCUGGUUUUCUUAUAGACGAUGAUGAAUCUCCGAUUUUACGGUUACUAACCCUCAAAUUCAACAAGGAAUUGGCUGAAACAUUUAAUGAGGAUUACAUCCAUUUGAUGUAAAAAAUUGUUCUCCCAAAAAUGGAAUAGAUUGCUCUUUUUUAAAAUGAGUCCAAAGACUGUGAUAGAGGCAAACUGUAUUUUCUAGGGAAUCAAAAACCCCACUAAGGUAACAAAGAGUUGCAGGCAAUAGGCGAUCAAUUUUUGAGAGUAACUCUAGAAUGUAUUAGGAUUUGGGGAAGGUGGUUUCCUUUAGACAAAAUUCAUCACAGAUUGAGUCUGUACCGUGUAGCAUAUGAGAGAUUAUACAAUUUAGGUGUACUAUUCCCAGAAAUUCAAUAUUUUGAUCUCAAUUAAGUGCACAUAAAUUUGCCUUCUACUUUUCCUCCUUUAUCGAUGAUGAUGCAACUCAAGAGUGUUUUAAGCGAGCAUUCCAGAUCAAGCACAAAAGAGAUAUGUAGAUAUUUGGAAUCUCAUCUUCCAGAAGAAUAUCAUCAAACCCAAUACUCAUCGUUUGCUGAAUUAUUUUAAACCAUAGUCAAAAAACAUAUAAUGAAAAAAAAUAAACAAGCGAGACUGGCCAAUCUAUUUCUAGAACGAGAUCCCAAAUAUCAAGAAGUCAAAAAGAUGGAAGACCAUGAAGAAUGGACUCAAUUGCAGAGAUUGCAAAUUGAAAAUUAACAACUUACCUAUCUUAAUAAUAUGCAUCAAUAAAAAAUGUAAGAAUUAUAGAAAUAAAUAAUUGAGACUCAAAACUAAAAUUCAUUGCUCUCUUAAAAUAUUAAAGAAAAGCAGUUGCUAAUAGAGCGAUAUGAUACCAACUUUAAAGCUUUGGAAAAGAAGUACGAAAAACUAUUUGAAGAUUAUAAAAAAAACAAUCUUUCCAAAACUCCAUAUAUCCUUGCAACUUAUGAAAAAAAUAUAGCUGAAUUUAGAGUUGAAUAUGGACUUUCAUACUCUGAAAUAGAAUGCCAUAAAUUAAGAGCUGAAAAUGAAUAUUUACGUAAAUAAUUGGAUGAAUCUGAUAGUAUGUAUGACAAAAUUAAACAUGACAAGGAUGUCUUACUGACAGAAAAUAAAUUAUUGUCAGCUCGAAUUUCUCAAUUAUCUCAAAAAAUUGCAAAAGGAACCAAAGUUGAAAAAGACACUCCUCAGACUUAAGAGGAUUUCAAAUUAUAUAAACAAAAAUCAAAUCUAGUCUAAUAUGAAUAGGUUAUGAUAUGCUAAAAAAGACAAAUCACAUAAUUGAAAGAGUAAUUACUAAAAAUGAAUGAUAAAAAAUAUAGUGUGACAAGUCAAACCUGGGGAGUGAGUACUAAGUCAGAUUCCAGGAGAAAUAUUAAUGAGUUGCAAGCGUGUAAUAUAUCCUCUUAAAAACAAUCUGCUAAUUAGAAAACCACACAUAGAUAAUCUAAAAUCAUCAUGCCUCCAAUACUUGAGUAUGAUCCAACUAUAUUUGCAGUCAACCCUACUAUUUUUAAUACCAGAUUUAGAUAAGCCUGCUUUACUUCCAAAGCUAUAAUACAUCAAGAUGAUUAGAUUUAAAUUUCAACUCACACAUAGUUAAAAUUCAAAAAAUUAUUCAUCACACUCUCUCUUGAAAACAAGUCAAAUAUCAAACUAACUGGCUUCAAAUUCUAUUUAAAAGAAGUAGAACAAUUAAUUGCUUUUGUCUUAGAUGAAAUCAAAACUGAUUUAAAUCCUGGCGAAAUUUAAUAAAUUAAAUUAGAAGUAUCAAUUAAAGAAAUACCUUACAUUUUAUAAGAAGCUUAAAUAUCUUUUAUGGAUAAGAAUAUCUAAUUUGUGAUUCCUUGUACAAUCAAUAAAUACUUAACUUUUAAAUCUUGUGAAUAGAUACCUUAAUCGUUUUUUUAUUAAUGUAAACCAUUUUUAACAGGAUUCUAAAAUUCUGUUCCCAAUUUAUUACCAGAAUUCGAAGUAAUAAGCCAAUCAGAUACUGAAAUAAGUGUGCUGGCAUCUGCUGAAUAUAAUGAUGAAGAAUAUGAAAUUAUGAUCUCAUGUAGAAAAAGUAUGAUGUAAAUUAAAAUGAAUGGUGUUUAUAACGACAAGCUAGUAAAAACUAUCAUAUCAACUUACUAAGGCCUAUUUUUAAAAAGAUGA
This is a messenger RNA of Paramecium tetraurelia, 2295 nucleotides long. RefSeq lists its product as uncharacterized. The record is from RefSeq and is a predicted model, not a curated record. NCBI's taxonomy places the organism in Eukaryota, Ciliophora, Oligohymenophorea, Peniculida, Parameciidae. The transcript has 5 exons.